CCUCCCCUCCCUCUGUAGUUCACUUCCUGCUUCUUCUCUUCGCUCUCGCCUGGUCAGCUGCUUCAGCCCUCUGUCCGACGAUAGACACAAUGUCACAUCAAACAGGCAUUCUAGCGGGGAAUGAUGUGAAGGAAAUCUUUGCCAAUGCCAGGAGCGGAGACCAGUAUCGAGCCUUAAAGAUCAUCAUUGAGGAUGAGGAGCUGACACUGGGUCGUACCAGUCAAGCAUCAAAGUCGUGGGAUCAGGAGUACGAUUCCAUAGUGCUGCCUCUUCUGGAGGAUGCUGUGCCCUGCUAUAUUUUGUACCGACUGGACUCCACUAACAACCAAGGCUACGAAUGGAUCCUCCUCGCCUGGUCACCAGACAACUCUACUGUGCGACACAAAAUGUUAUAUGCUGCUACCAGGGCGACACUGAAAAAAGAGUUCGGAGGAGGGCACAUUAAGGAUGAGAUUUUUGGUACCACGAAGGAGGAUUUGAAUCUCAGUGGUUACAAGAAAUAUCUGACCUCGCAGGCGGCUCCUCUGCCCCUCACUGCUGCAGAGGAGGAACUGAGACAGAUCAAACUCAAUGAGGUCCAGACGGACAUCAGUGUGGACACCAAGCAGCAGACCCUGCAGGGCGUGGCUUUCCCCAUUCACAAAGAGGCGAGUGAAGCACUGACGCGUUUUAAGGAAAAGAGAAUCAACUAUGUACAGCUGAAAAUAGAUAUGGAAAAGGAAAUUAUAUACUUGUGCAGCACUGAGCCAACUGAUUUGAAAGACCUGCCAAAGAGAGUCCCCAAAGAGUCUCCUCGAUACCACUUCUUCCUGUACAAACAUUCCCAUGAAGGCGACUACUUGGAGUCUACAGUCUUCAUUUAUUCUAUGCCAGGGUACAAAUGCAGCAUCCGAGAGAGGAUGCUGUAUUCCAGCUGCAAAAAUAACCUGGUUGACAUGGUGGAAAACCAACUCCAGCUUGAGAUUGAGAAAAAGCUGGAAAUUGAAGACGGGAAUGAACUAACAAACGAUUUCCUGUAUGGCGAAGUGCAUCCCAAGCAGCACGCGUAUAAGGAGCGUUUCGCCAAGCCAAAAGGCCCAGCUGGUAAGCGGGGUGGCCGCCGAAUCACCCGGCCACCCGGCGAAGGAGAAGAGGAAGAUUAAAUGAAACCUCAGCACCACUUCCAACCCCCCCCCUUACGUGUUCCACAGUGGAACAUCCCUGUGAUGGGCGACGAAAAAAAUUGUAUUUGACUUUGUUUUUCUUUCCCAACAACCUCAAUUUCUCACCAUGUUACCCUAGCCACCCAACUAUGCACGCCAAGGAGAACUGAGCAGUGACACACAUCAGAUGAUCCAUUUGUAGCUUGCCAAAUGGAAACAUAUUCCUACAUGUUAAUACAUUCACAAGCAGCUUACCUAUAACUCAAGGGGCCCCAAAUAAAAGCUGAGAUAUUUGCUUAAUUGCCAGCUCUGACACUUAGGAAAAAAGAUGUAAGCACCACUAAUGUGAACCUGCGCCAAUAUAAAAAAAAAAAUGCUUAUCGAGUUCAAAUGCUCAAAUUCCUAAACAGCAUUCCUUAAGUCUGUGUCAAAUAUUGUUUUUGUGUCUGACGUGUACAAUAUUCGUCUCCUACUGUUUGCACAACGAGGUGCUCCAAAGCCGAAAAAGAUCUGAAUUAUUCCCACGUGUUGACUCCUUUGUUUUAACAGUGCAUUUUUAUAAAGAGAAAAUUCCUUCUUUUUGAUAUAACUGUGGUUUACAUGGAGAAAAAAAAAAUCAUCUGCUGAGAAACUUAUUUUUCUAUGCAAGUGCUGUAAAUGUACAUAUUGUAGCUGUGUGAUGCUCUAUGAUUAAGAAGCAGUCUGUCUCGUUGAUGGUGGAUUACAGUGGAGAGAACGGGCUUCCAGAAAUACUCCAUCGAUCUAUACAUCUCACAUUUCACUGAGAGGAAGCUUCUAGAAACCCGGUUCCCACAGAGGAAGGAACACCAAGCUCUACAGGAUUGAAAAAGGGAAAACCUUGAUGGAAAAAUUUGCCUCAUCCACUGGUCUACUGAUUAAUAUUUGGCAAACUACUUAGUUCACCUCAUGUGAAGGGG
Messenger RNA from Cyprinodon variegatus (sheepshead minnow), 2080 nucleotides. RefSeq names its product twinfilin actin binding protein 1 (gene twf1). Lineage: Eukaryota; Metazoa; Chordata; Actinopteri; Cyprinodontiformes; Cyprinodontidae. The coding region runs from base 90 to 1142 and encodes 350 amino acids. The transcript has 9 exons. Gene Ontology annotation, biological process: barbed-end actin filament capping; regulation of lamellipodium assembly; actin filament depolymerization. Gene Ontology annotation, molecular function: actin filament binding; actin monomer binding. Gene Ontology annotation, cellular component: cytoplasm; actin filament; myofibril. The record is from RefSeq and is a predicted model, not a curated record.